Gongylonema pulchrum is the source of this 603-nucleotide messenger RNA. NCBI's taxonomy places the organism in Eukaryota, Metazoa, Nematoda, Chromadorea, Rhabditida, Gongylonematidae. The record is from the annotation of a GenBank genome assembly.
GUGCUCAAGGAAUAUGUCGGUCCAGAAAAUUUUCGACAACAAGCAAAUCCAGUUGUUUUUCUAAUUUUUGAGGCGUCAAAUCAACACAUUGGCCGCGACACGGUCAUUUAUUUUAAUCACGAAAAUUUUGAUUUGCCUAGAUUCAUGAUCGAUAACGGCCUCGAAAAUGGUCUUAUCGGUAUGAACAUAUUGCCGGUAUCAACAGAUGCUUAUGCUAUUGAAAAGCAACGACUUCGGGGCGUUGCCGAUAAUUGCCAUUCGUUGGUUAUACAAAAGUUGAAACUUGAGAAGCAAUGGCAAUGCAUUGAUAUGUUGCCUUUAAAGGAAAUGAAUAACUGGAUAUCGGUUAGUUUCGAGCAACCUGAUACCACUGCUGAGCUGUGCUGUCGUAAAUUUGCACUAAAUAUGAUUUCUGGAUGUGCUGGUGAUGAAGAACGGGAGCAGGAAGAGACUGUUUGCUGUAGUAAUUAUAUUCGUUCGGCCUUCCUUUUGCCGUUUAAUCGGUUCAGCAGUCCAGUGAACACAAGCGAUUAUCCUAGAGCAAUGUAUGGGAUUAGCUGUAAAAAGAAGCCUGUGCUAGGUUUUAUUUACGGUGCCGAUUAG